Messenger RNA from Polyodon spathula (Mississippi paddlefish), 2173 nucleotides. RefSeq names its product squalene epoxidase a (gene sqlea). The record is from RefSeq and is a predicted model, not a curated record. The coding region runs from base 419 to 2134 and encodes 571 amino acids. The transcript has 11 exons. Gene Ontology annotation, molecular function: flavin adenine dinucleotide binding; squalene monooxygenase activity. Gene Ontology annotation, biological process: cholesterol metabolic process; sterol biosynthetic process. Gene Ontology annotation, cellular component: membrane; endoplasmic reticulum. Lineage: Eukaryota; Metazoa; Chordata; Actinopteri; Acipenseriformes; Polyodontidae.
AUGAGCAGCAGCAGCCACAGCAGCCGCAGCAGCAUCAUCAGCAGCAUCAUACUGAAAACUUAAAACCGGCUUCAAUGCAAAGGACUUUGUGCAUCACUUUAAAUUAACCAUUAUUACAGUUGAAUUGAAAAGGUCUACCAGAAAACAAUUUUGAGGAUAGUUUAUAUUUUUGUAUAAAUAAACUUUGGAUUGCUGUUAAACUUUGUUUUAUUUUUACUAAAUGUACACUGAAUAUGUACAGUACCAUAAUAUACUAUAAGCACCUAGUUUAUUGUGUCGUUUGAUCAAAAGUCGAACGUAUUAAAUACUUUUCUACUUAAAAGGACUAUUUUAGUUAGAGAUAUUCUAUUUUUGUAAGAUAAACUACUAUCUGGACUUAAAAUACGGUUAAAAAAAAGGAUUGUAAAAGAAGAUCACAAUGUGGGCUUUCCUGGGAAUCGCCACCUUUACCUACAUUUACAAGAAAUGCGACGCCGUUAUAUCUUAUGCCAACAAGGAGGUUCUGUUGACAGUUACAGUUUUUUUCACACUGGGAUCGGUGCUGUCAUAUUGUAGGUAUCGUUAUGGACAAACACAACACAAACCAUCACACUUGGGUCUGGUUCUUCAGCUCAUUUCAGCUCUGCCUCUCGCUGGCUUUUUCUUUAAAUCAGCCACCUAUUCUGACACAGAUGAAAAGUCUGUAUCCAAAAAGCACUGGCGCAAGAGAAAGGAAGCCCAGCUGAGGCACUCUUCUCAGACAGAGUGCGGUCCAGGAGCUGCAGUCCUUGCCAGUUCUGACCCGGAUGUCAUUAUUGUGGGUGCUGGUGUCCUUGGUUCAGCCAUGGCUGCAGUCCUGGCAAGGGAUGGCAGAAAGGUUACAGUCAUUGAGAGAGACCUCAAGGAGCCAGACAGAAUUGUCGGAGAGCUUUUACAGCCUGGUGGAUAUCGUGCGUUAAUGGAGUUAGGACUUGAAGGUUCAGUUGAAGGUCUGGAUGCUCACACAGUACAGGGCUAUGUUAUUCAUGAUAUGGACAGUAAAGCAGAAGUGGAAAUCUCAUACCCAGUGGAAGAGAACAAGGUUCAGUGCGGAAAAGCAUUUCACCAUGGGCGCUUUGUGGUGGGGCUGCGCGGUGCUGCUUCAAAGGAAUCAAAUGUAAAGUUAAUUGAAGGAACUGUGACUAACCUGCAAGAGGAAGAAGGCUGUGUUACUGGUAUCCAGUAUAAAGAUAAGGAAACUGGAGAUAUAAAAGAGCUUCAUGCCCCAUUGACAGUAGUUGCUGAUGGAUGCUUUUCCAAGUUCAGGAAAAACUUGAUAACAGGCAAUGUCAGCAUUUCAUCUCAUUUUGUUGGCUGCAUAAUGAAGAAUUCCCGACAAUUCAAGCCAAACCAUGCAGAACUGGUUCUAGCCAAUCCCAGCCCAGUUCUUAUUUACCAGAUCUCUUCCACGGAUACCCGGGUCCUGGUAGACAUCAGAGGCGAAAUGCCAAGAAACAUCAAAGACUACAUGAUUGACUACAUCUACCCACAACUACCAGAGCACAUAAAGGAAUCUUUCCUAAUUGCACUACAGAAUGACCGUCUAAGAACCAUGCCUGCAAGCUUCUUGCCACCCUCCCCUGUGAAUAAGCCAGGAGUACUUCUAUUGGGAGAUGCUUACAAUAUGAGACACCCUCUGACUGGAGGUGGAAUGAGUGUUGUUCUGAAUGAUGUCCAGAUAUGGAGAAGCCUUCUACGGAACAUUCCCGAUCUUUAUGAUGACAUUGCUGUGCUUGAGGCUAAGAAAAAGUUCCACUGGGCCAGGAAGAAGUCCCACUCCUUUGUUGUGAAUAUUCUGGCACAGGCCCUUUAUGAGCUCUUUGCAGCAACUGACAAUUCCCUCCAUCAGCUGCGAAAAGCCUGUUUCCAUUACUUCAAGCUAGGUGGAGAGUGCGUUGCAGGACCCAUAGGCCUCCUUUCCGUGCUUUCUCCAAAACCGAUGACGCUGAUUGGCCACUUCUUUGCCGUGGCUCUUUAUGCUGUUUAUUUCUCCUUCAAAUCUGAACCCUGGUUCACAAAGCCACGAGCCUUCUUCAACAGUGGAGCAAUUUUGUACCGUGCUUGUGCCAUCCUCUUUCCUCUUAUCUAUUCAGAACUGAAGUAUCUGGUUUAUUAAAACUCUAACUCUAAACUCUAUACGCUGUAUAAUGCAUAG